This is a messenger RNA of Daldinia caldariorum, 1191 nucleotides long. Its product is annotated as casein kinase II, regulatory subunit. Lineage: Eukaryota; Fungi; Ascomycota; Sordariomycetes; Xylariales; Hypoxylaceae. The record is from RefSeq and is a predicted model, not a curated record. Gene Ontology annotation, molecular function: protein kinase regulator activity. The transcript has 2 exons. Bases 248 to 982 code for a protein of 244 amino acids. Gene Ontology annotation, cellular component: protein kinase CK2 complex; cytoplasm.
UAUGGAAUCGAAUAUUCUAUGGGAAUUCAAUAUUACACCCAUUCUUCCUCCUUCCCCCGAACCACCAUUACAUUCAGACACUUCUACACAAUCCUCCUCCCUCGCCUGGCAGUCAACUGUUAGUACAAGAAGUUUGGGCGCAUAUUCACUAGAGCUACAUCUAAUCCCAAUCCACGCCCACCUAAGUUAAGCUUAGAUUCUCCGAAUAUAUUGUCGGUCGGACUCUUUUCUUAUCUUAGUACUAAUCAUGCGCCGUCAGUUUAUUUCUUCGCGCGGAAACGAGUAUUUCUGCGAGAUCGACGAGGACUACCUCACUGACCGCUUCAACCUAACCGGACUCAAUACCGAAGUUCAGUACUAUCAAUAUGCCCUCGAUCUUAUCACGGACGUGUUCGAUCUCGACUGCGACGAUGACAUGAGGGAGACUAUUGAGAAAUCAGCCCGUCAUCUGUAUGGUUUGAUACAUGCCCGUUACAUUGUAACUACUCGCGGCCUUGCAAAGAUGCUCGACAAAUACAAGAAAGCCGAUUUCGGUAAAUGUCCGCGAGUUUUCUGCCAUUCACACCCCCUCCUACCGAUGGGCCAGACCGAUGUCCCCCACCAAAAGCCUGUGAAGCUUUAUUGCGUUCGAUGCGAAGAUGUUUACAACCCGAAGUCCUCACGACACGCUGCUAUUGACGGCGCGUAUUUUGGCACAUCAUUCCACAACAUCAUGUUCCAGGUCUACCCAGCGUUAGUUCCCCCCAAGACCGCCGAACGAUACAUACCCCGCGUCUACGGCUUCAAGGUACACGCCUCGGCCGCGUUGAUCCGUUGGCAAAACACCCAGCGAGCAGAUAUGCUCCGAAGGUUACGGAAGCUGGAGAUAGAGAGCGGUUUUAAUGAAGACGUGGGCGAUGAGGAUCUUGAAGAGGAGGAGGAGGAGGAGGAGGAUAUAGAAGUCGAAGGGAUGGAAGGCGAUGCUAUGCACGUUGUUGGUUAGGCUAUGGUUCUGACCGGAUCGUUUUAUCUGAGCGUAACCUAAGCCGUAACCUAAGCUAUCGACAGGCAAUGCGAGAGCGUAUGGCGCAUCGGAGUUAUCCGUAUAAAAGUCACAACCUUAAGGGAACCCUUUCCGAUGCCUACGACCAAAUCAAAGCACGAAAUCCUUCUGCUUGUGUAGUACGAUGUCUUGUCCCAUGCCUUCGACGA